AUGGAACAAAUUGUUAUUGUAUUAUGGCGAUUGGCAAAUGGAGUAGGAAUACGAGUAAUAGAGCAAACACUUGGAGUAAGUCAAGGAUUUGGGUUUGAGCAUGGAGAAUCUGGUUUAGGAAAUCGCAAACUACCCAAUAUUAUUGAUGUAAUGGAUGGAUCACAUAUACCUAUUCAUUCACCUUCUAAAAAUGAUGCACAUUAUAUUAAUCGUAAAAGUUUUCAUUCCUUUAAUCUUCUCAGUUGUUGA
Molecule: messenger RNA, 249 nt
Organism: Funneliformis caledonium
Lineage: Eukaryota; Fungi; Glomeromycota; Glomeromycetes; Glomerales; Glomeraceae
Source: the annotation of a GenBank genome assembly